Oryzias melastigma (Indian medaka) is the source of this 7465-nucleotide messenger RNA. It is a transcript of the gene flrt1b, whose product is annotated as fibronectin leucine rich transmembrane protein 1b. Gene Ontology annotation, molecular function: protein binding. The transcript has 3 exons. The coding region runs from base 2176 to 4365 and encodes 729 amino acids. Lineage: Eukaryota; Metazoa; Chordata; Actinopteri; Beloniformes; Adrianichthyidae. The record is from RefSeq and is a predicted model, not a curated record.
CUGAAGACCACCUCCAGAAUGAACAGAUUUUAUAUCCAAAGCAAAACUUUGGUAAAAAGUUUUAUCUUUUAUGGGUUGGUGACAUUUCCAGUUAUUUUUGUUCUGUUGUUGAAACUGCAAGUUGUCAGGACAUUUUCUUGAAAUGCCUGUUAUUCUGAAAAGAAUACAUCUUUCAGAUUUCCGGUCAAUGUGUUGACUUUUUGGCUGAAGGGUUUGGUGUCGCAAAAAGUUGGCCAAAACUGAUUGAUCAUAGUUACAAAAUAAAAGGAAAAAGUGUGUCUCCCUAAAAUUGUAUUUGGAUUCAACCCCCUCUCCAUCUGUGCAUUUCCGGAGGCGCCACUACACUUAAGGUUUGAAUCCACCCAGUUUGCAUCUGAAUGGUCAAAAAAAAAAAAAAAAAACUGAGAGAGAGAGAGAGAGAACAUCAGAAUAUGAGCGAUCCAACUGUGAAAUGGACUUAACUCGUUUGUCGCGUCGGACCGCUGCGCCUUAGUGCUGAACUCCAAUGUGGGGGCUCGGAGCGACCCUCCCCUCCCAAAUCACACACACGCACACACCAAGAACACGCAGUCAUUCGCGCGCGAGGAGAGAUAGGAAGGGAGAAACGCGCGUGAGCAUUAAGAAGCAGAGGAAAAGGACAGAGCGCGCGCUGGAGGCGACACCUGUCAGGCAGUUAAAACCCUUUUGGUUUAAUAAAGUAGACCGAGGCGCCCCGAAGACUUCCACGGGAGUGGAAACAGAUUAGUCGCACCUGCAGCUGAUGUUUUUUUUUCGCUGAGGGAGACGCCAAAAGCUCCAGGAGGAGGCAGAGCCAAGAGGAGGAACAGAAGUGAGGAGAUAGCGACGCGCCCCCGCGGAGUUGGAGUGAAGUUGACGCAGAUGUAGCGCGCGCGGAGCGCACGGGAGGAAACGGAACCGGUGCGUAAAAGCUGGACUUCAAGCGCCUUCAUCAGUCGCACCACCCCACUAUAGAACACGAAGUAGGGUGGGAGAUAAGGACAAGCAUCCCCUCGCCUGCAACCGGCUGGUUGAAGCCGCCGACCGGGACAUAGAGGCACUGAAAAGAAGGAGGGGGACCCGCUAACUUGAGAGGAUGAGAUGACGGAGAUCACCCCGAGGGAUGCGAGCAGGAGAGAGGAGGAAAGGAGAUAAAGAGUCUGAUGUUCCCAGCUAUCCUGCUAAACCAAACAGAGCGGGAGGGAAGGACAAAACGCCUCAUUUCUUCCAGCCUGCAGAAGGACUUCACACACAGAUCCUGGAGCAGCUUGGAGUGGACUGCGUACAAAACACCAUCAUCCGCCCUUGCAGCCUCUGAGAAUGAUUUGUGCAAACCGAAAAGGAGCUGAUCAAACAUUUAACAGAGGAGAUUAGGGCUGACACCAAGAGGAGGGAGAAACUCUUGCCUUGAAUCCAACUCAUAAAGGCUGAACUUUUGCCUGAGCAAACCUCCAUUUCUUGAUCAGAUUAUUUUGUUCUCUCAAAGAAGAAAAAAUCAGACUCUCAAUAAGAACACUUUGGUGGAUUUCCUAAACUGUGGAAAAUGUUUGCAUCUUUUCAUUUCUCCCCCGAAAGCCCAUGAAUUAAAACCACUUCCUGGAUAAGUUUUGCAGGGCACUGUACUAUUUUUGCAUGACCCACUGCUUGCAUGAGUAUCCAGGAUUGUUUUUCACUUCCAAGAAGGACUCUGAGCUCUCAACUAUCCUCCAACUGCCUGCCUAACUGUGGCACUUGGGUGUGGAGGCGGGUGUUUCCGAAUUAGGCCUCUGGACACUCACUAAAGAUGACUUAAGUUGGCAGGCCUAAAAGCCCCUUACCCGAGUGAAAAAGAGAGUUUGGCAGCAGCACGCAAAUACUCACACACAACUCACAAAUGUGGAUGCAAGGAGGUUUUGAGCCAUGCUGGUGUCGUUACUUGUAGCGCCCUGGAGAACAGGCUAUCAUCAUCCUUAUCAUCAUUCACCCAAGCUGAGGAAGACACAACGGCCUAAAGGAAAGAGUCUGCACUUCUGAGCAAUUUAGAAAAAAAACAAAAAACAGAAGAACGAGGAAACUGUGAAAACAAAGAUUCAAAACAGCGUUCUCAAUCACACCAACGGGCUCUUCCAGUACAAAUCCCUGAUACAAGAAAGAUAAAGCUCCGGCGGACGAGAAGGGCGCAGACGCUAAGCAGUCAACAUGGCAGCUGAGAGUCUUGCUGAGCUCCGAGAUUGGCUCUUUCUGCUCCUCUUAGUUCUCACCUUAUUGGCUGAGGUGCUGGAGCUGGCGGCAGCAGCAAUCGCCAUGGAAACGGGCGAGGGAGAUGAGGGCAUUGUUUGUCCCUCAGUGUGCCGCUGCGAUGAGGGCUUUGUCUACUGCAAUGAUCGUGGCCUGAGUAUAAUUCCUCCACUACCACUGACGGCUGCCAUCCUCUACCUACAGAGCAACCGGCUGAGUAACGCCGGGCUUCCCCCAUCACUGGAGCGCAGCACAUCCAUACGAGUGAUUUACCUGUAUGCUAACCAGCUGGAUGAGUUCCCCAUACACCUUCCGCCAUCAUUAAGGGAGCUCCACUUGCAGGAUAAUAAUAUACGAACGUUACCGCGGUCAGCUCUGGCAAAGUUACCAUUACUAGAACGUUUACACCUGGAUGAUAACUCUAUAUCUACAGUUAGCAUCCAGGACCGAGCUUUUUCUGGGACUCCACGGCUUCGACUACUGUUUCUGUCUCGGAACCAUUUAUCGAGUAUCCCAGCAGGCUUGCCAGCAUCACUCGAGGAGUUGCGACUAGACGACAACAGAAUUAGCACCAUCCCUACGCAUGCUUUCCGUGGGCUCUCCUCUCUACGUCGACUGGUCCUGGACGGAAACCUGUUAGCUAACACCCGCAUCGCAGAUGACACAUUUUCUCGUCUAUCUAACCUUACUGAAUUGUCUCUUGUCAGAAAUGCUCUACAGUCUCCUCCGGUCAACCUUCCUUCAGCCCACCUUGUGCGUCUCCAUUUACAAGAUAACGGUAUGACUCACAUACCGAGGGGGGCGCUGGAUGGCAUGCGACAUCUACAGAAACUGGAUCUUUCAGGAAAUAAUCUGACCACUCUCCCUCGGGGACUUUUUAGAGAUGCAGAAAGUUUGGAGUUGCUGUUGCUGCGAGGAAAUCCCUGGUACUGCAGCUGCAACCUCCACUGGCUUCAUGCCUGGCUGCAUGGACGGGGCUCAGCAGUGACAGUCCGAGGUCUCACCUGUCAGGGACCUGAUCCUGUCAGGGGUCAGCCAGUCAAAGACAUUACGUCACUGAUGGAGCAGUGUGAAGCCCCCCCAGCUGGUCCAAGUAUUGGGGUUGGAGUGGACCAAUCAGACAAAGGUGUAGAAGGUGAAAACAGUGUUGGAGGGGGACAAGCAUUUCCCCCUGGAAGCACCACCACUGGCUCUUUGUUGGUCCCCACACAGGGCUCCCUCUUCACUCUUCGAGCCAAGCGGCCUGGUCUGGUCAUUCCCUUGCCUCCAGGCGAAGGUGGACAGGUUUCUGGAGAGGCCUUAGAACUGACUGUAAAACCUCUGUCUUCAGACAGUGUGCUUGUGAGCUGGUUGUGUCCGCAGCCAGCACCUUCCUUCCGUCUUUCAUGGCUAAGGUUAGGUAGCAGUGCAGCUCUCGGUUCUAUAACAGAGACUUUAGUUCCUGGAGAGAGAAGGCAGUACCUCCUUACCCAGCUCACCCCACGAUCUCAUUACCUCAUCUGCCUGCUGCCACUACGACAGGACACUUCCUUUGGGGGCUCCAGCACAGGUUUACAUCGAGUCGGCAGUGUGGAUAUCGACAGUAAAGACUCUGCACCAGCCUGUGCUCAGAUAGAGACUGGAGAGGCUCUAGUGAACUCCGGAGGAGAGGGAUCAGAUAAGAAUGGACAAGACUCUGAGUUAACAGCCCUGCCGCUUGCUGGGAUUAUUGGGGGUGCCACUGCAUUAGUAAGCCUGCUCUUCAUUUUUGGCAUCUUCUGCUGGUACGGACAGAGAGCAGGCUACAUGUCUGGGGACUCAGGUUCAUACAGCAGGGGGCGAGGUGGAAAACAUUAUGACGACUAUGUGGAGUCAGGAACCAAGAAAGACAAUUCCAUCUUAGAGAUCAGGGCCCCUUCUGCGGGGUUUCAGAUGACAGCUAUGGCUCAUCAGCCCUUGCAGCCAAAACUGGAGGAUGUUACCUACAUCCACACCAUUUUCCCCUCCUCCUCCUCUUCCUCACAGGCAAAUGGGACCUACAGGAGCAGCCAAGGAGCUGGCAGUCUCAACGGCACCAUUCUCAGCCAAAGCAGCCAUCAUCAUGUCACUUACGGCACCAACCGUGGCUACAGAGAGGGUGGCAUACCUGACAUAGAUUAUGUCUACACAUGAUGACACAGGGACACAUCCCCCAUUGGCUGGUGGCGGUUUUGUCCUUGGUUUCCAAAGUACCCUCUGUGCCUCAGCUGGUUUAAUUCAAAAUGGUUUGCUUAGUAGACAUGACUGAUUUGAGUUCUGAUGAUUGGACAAUGCUGCCGGUUCACAGAACACUCCUGCUACACUACUGCGUAUCACAUAAUACAGUGGGCCCUUCUUUCAAAUCUACUAAUAGCUAUGACAUUUACUGUUUUCUUCUUUGGAUAUCUCGUGUCUUUCAGAUAUCCUGUUCUUCUCAACUCAAUACACCGUAACUUAUCAGAGGUUGACGUACUAGGCUUAGGUGAUUUAGAAGGUGAAAUUUAUAUUAUGGGGAAAAAGAACUUGAUGUGUAUAGAGAUAGCAAUCAUAUCUUCCUACCGACUGUAAGCUCUGUGCUCAAUAGAUAAAAAGGAAUGACAGAAAGAAAUCAAUUGUUAUAAUUCAACAGAUGCCAAUUCAUAAGAGUUAACAUGAAACAGGUGCCCCACCCGCAACUAUUUUUCUGAAAGGUUCCCUCCUUUUUAUUCCUUCUUUCCACCUUUUUUUCUGACUUGAGAUCUUUCCUUUUUAUUUCUCUAGAGUCUUUUGUGUUGCUGAGAGCAGAGGAUGACUUUGUUCUCGCCAAGGGAGCUGACAGCAGUGAUAACAGUUCUGACAGAGACGGGAGACACAACCCACAGCAUGGGGAGACUAAUGAGUGGGAGAGAAAGAGAAAGUGUGGGGGGUUGACGGAUAGAUGGGUGGAUUGAGAGAGAAAACAUAAAAGAAGACGAGUGGGAGACAGAGAGGGGUGCUGUUUUGGGCAUGUAAUCGCUGGGAGAGGUGUGUUUGCUGAAGGCAGAGAGCGAGGGCAGAGAAGAAAGAAAUUCAGAGUUAAGUUAAAAGAGGGAAUGUGACCAAUGCAGUGCCAUGAGGCAAAAGAGACAAGAGGAAAAGAAGAAAACAAGGCUGAUAACUGGAAUAACGUGACAUCCUUGUCUGAAAAAAAGGGUUCUCAGAUUAUCCAAUGAACUCCAUUUUGAGUGAUUAAGGGAAUUGUGCUUUCUCAAGAAAACUAUAAUUCUAAGUCAAUAAAUCUUUCAAUUGCUUUUUUAAUGUGUAAGAUUUUCCAUACACAUGAUUACAAAUCAUUUCAGAGACAAAUCAGGAGACAGAACAAAGACAAUCAAACAACAAACUAAGAAUCAACACCACAAGACAAACAAGUAUCUCAAUAACAGGUUUUCAAUAACAAAACCUUUAGAUUCUAGAAACAUAAGGAAUGCUUUUACAUUGUUCCCUCGCUACAUCGCAGUCUUGUUAUUUUGCUGGAUUUUUUUGUGCAAUUUUGCAUGCUUUUUUUUUGCAUCCUGAUUGGCUGUUGACCUUGUCAAUCAAUCUCCUUUGUGCUGUGUCUCCUGUACACGAUGCGUUCAGCUUCCAACAUUUACACAAAUCUUCUAUCGUGAUCUUUGUUUUCAUUAUAUAGUACUGGACUAAUUUUUCUGCAACAGUUUGAAUUUUGAGAGUUAAAGCAAGAGAGAAAAGUGUAAAAACAUUCAUGUCUGUCUGAGAAAAGUUUGUAAAGUGUGUAUAGAGGGGAUUACAGCCUUUUUAAUCUAUAAUUCAACUGCUCGAGUUUCCCCCUAUUUUUAGAACGUUACUCCUGCGAUAAACGAGGGAACACUGUAUGCUCCUGUUAUCUUCCACAGAAUGGAAUUUAAAAAUACAAAAUGAGCCGCACAUCUCACACCACAUUUAUCAUCAGCAAGCUGGCUGAACUUUCUUGAUUCAAAUUUUGUUUAAAUGUCUUAAAGGAUGUUGGAAAUGUUCUGCUGUAUACAUGCUUUUCUAAAGUUUACAUAUAAAAUCAUAUGUUUCACUUUAUGACAUUUUUUAUUUUAAUGGAUUUUCGGAUAAAAAGAAAAACAAAAGAGAUUUAAAUUUGAAAUGAUCUAGGAUAGUAAAUGUGAUUUAUAAUGUGAUAUUUAUGUAUCAAUAUAUUGAAUGGGUAAAAUAUGUUUACACAUAAAGUUAUUGAUAUGGAGGUGUACUUUUGCAUUAAUCUGUUACCUUAUCACUUAAUGGUUUUCAAUGGAUACGGUUGAUUCCACAACGAAAUGUGAAAUUUUUUACACUAAAAACUUUGUUUUUGCAAAAUAGCUUUUUCUUUGCAUGCUUACUUUUGGGAUUUCUUGAUUACCAAACAGAAAUAUGCGUUUUUUACUUUGAUUAGAUGAAGAUAAAUUAUGUAAAAGUUUAAUAUGAAAACAUUUUUGAUUAAAUAUUAAGGUGUAGUGGCAGAUUUAAUAUAAAAUCUAUUUCAAGAAAUGAAAAAGUGAAAUUAUUACUACUAAUUUGAGAUUGCUAGUAGCCAUUUGCACGCAAAAACAUAUUUCUCAAUUAAAACAGCAUAAAUCAAAGCAAGAAUUUCUGAAAAUUGCCAAUUUAAUCCCACUAACAACAGUCUCGGCUGUGAGUCACAUUUGUUGAAUCAGGUCUUCCUGUUUUCCAGCCUUAGCUUUAGCGUAGAGGCCGUUGUUUGACCAGGAAUCGCAGCCCGACCGCCUCACUGUGCAUUUUAACGCUAACAGGUUAGCCUGUUCUCUGACUGCCUCUCACUAACCACACUUAUAAAGAGUAAUGGAGGUGGAACUUUAAUGAGACAUUUUUUAGAAAACAGCCAGAGCUUAACAGAGGAAGAGAAGAUGUUAGGAAAGUAUAGUGAGGGGGUAGCAGAGAGAUUUAGAUAGAGCCUUUUAAGUGCUGAAACUUCUUCUUUUGAAGUAGCUCUUUUUCUCUUUUUUCCUGUCUGUAUUGCUAUGUACCAGGUAAAUUAAAGGAGCUUUAGUGUUUUUUUCUCUCAUGUCUGUAUUUAUUUUGAGGGUUUAUUUGUGUUUAAGUUUGUUUUUUUUUUUUAAGAGGAGUGCAGCUACUGUUCAUUUGGUGUAGAAAUCCUUUUCCUUUCAAAAGUUUCACCCUCAGAUGUGAAAACACUUAUGUAUAAACAUAAAGAUGGGUGCAAAAUACUGUUCCAUUUAUUGGUCUGUCUUUUUUUCUACGGAGAUGAAUAAAGACUUCUGAAACAAACAAA